This is a messenger RNA of Podarcis lilfordi (Lilford's wall lizard), 949 nucleotides long. The record is from the annotation of a GenBank genome assembly. NCBI's taxonomy places the organism in Eukaryota, Metazoa, Chordata, Lepidosauria, Squamata, Lacertidae.
AUGAGUUCCUCCUCGGUGCGCAAGAGCGAGUCCAAGACGUCCUUACUGCGGACGGGCGGCGGCGGGAGCGGCAGGCGGGCGCCCAGCGAGCCGCAGCCGCGCAGCUCCGGGGGCCGCACGGAAGGCAGCCCCGAGCCCAGCGCCAGGAGGCCCCUGUGCCACCCAGGAGCCGGCGCCACAGUCUCCUCCAACGGCAGCUUGAGGAGGCACCAGCAGCAGCAGAAUCGCCUGGGGGAGCCCGACGAGGCGGAGGCGGCUCCGCGGAGACGCGGGAGCGGCCGGGCGCGCGGCUCCUCUCGGAGUGCCAGCCAGGAGGCGGAGAGCGACGGGGUAGCGACGGCGGGUCGGGGGCAGGACUUGGGCGGCAAACGAGCCAGCCGAGAGUCCCUCCAGCUGCCCGACGGAGCGUCCCCCAAAGGCACCUCCGGCGGCAGCGGAGGCGGCGGCAGCAGCAAGAGCUCCGCCGCCUCCAAACCCGGCGCGGAAGUCGACCCACUCUUCCACCAGCUCCACCCCAUCCUCAGCUCGGUCUUUGGCCAGGUAAGGGGCCCUUCGUCCCUCCUCUAACUCCGCUGCCCCCUCCUUGCCACUCCUCUCUUUCCUGCGCUUCCUUUUGGGACGGGAUGCGGGGUUGGGGAGGAGAGAGCUCGGAAACUUCUGGCUGGAAAUGCGCUGCUUCGGGGCUGCCUGGCAGGAAACUCCAGCGGAGCUAUGCUGGAAGGGAAGGAGGGGGCGAGAGGGGGCGAAAACAGACGCUGGAGCUGCUUCUCUUCCUCCUCCCUGCAAAGCCCCCACUCCAAAUUCUCCUGGAGUCCUCCCUGUGCACCUUUCCCCAGGUUCUCAGGAGGAAGCAACCGCCGGGUCAGAAGUGUGCGUGCGCGAGAGCACCGGUAAAGUGAUGCAAGGCAACCGCCGGGUCAGAGGUUUGCGCGCGGGAGAGCACCGGUAA